AUGUGCACAGCAAACCGCCUUCCCCCCAUUGCAAGCGUGACCUGCGACAGGGAGCUGAAGAAGGUUCCAGGGAAAGGAGACACUGGUAUGACCAACGAGGAGAGCAGAUACAGUGCUAAACACAGGAAUCAAAUGGAUAGAUUGGAAUCUAAUGGAUACAUUGCCAAUACAACAUCCCCUAGCAGAUGGGACAGUUUCUCAUCUUCUGCUCAAAAAGGUCCAAGUGUCAGUGAGCCUUCAAGCCUCCCCAGACUGUCUGCUCACCUAGACACUGCUGUAGAUUUGGAUCAGAAAUCCUCUUCCUCACAUUCUGAUCACUCCUCUAAAACCUCUUUGACUAAAAUCCAAGAGAAUGAAUAUCCCAAGGAAUUCAGCCUGCUUCAGAUGCAGACAAAAGACGGGCAGCGUCCAGAGUGGUCGUUUUACCCAAGGUUUAGCAGCAAUAUCCACACCUACCAUGUUGGAAAGCAGUGCUUCUUUAAUGGGAUCUUCCUCGGUAAUAGGAGAUCUCAGUCAGAGAGGAUGGUGGACAAGUGCUUGGGGAGAAAGAGAUAUGAUAUUGAUCCCAGGAAUGGAAUCCCAAAGUUAACUCCGGGGGAUAAUCCAUAUAUGUACCCAGAACAGAGUGAAGGCUUCUACAAAGCAGGAUCAACUCUCCCACCAGUGAAUUUUUCCUUAGUGCCUUAUAAAAAGAAAUUUGAUACAUUUAUUCCACUUGAACCUCUUCCACAAAUUCCCAUCUUGCCUUUCUGGGUGAAAGAGAAGGCCAACAAUUUGAUGAAUGAGAUAAGAGAAGUUGAAGAGCUUGACGAUUGGGUUCCAGCAGUGCCCUUAAUACGGAGUUUAUUCCCUUAUGGUGGGUUGAAGAACCUUCAAAAAAUAGCAUAA
Molecule: messenger RNA, 888 nt
Organism: Otolemur garnettii (small-eared galago)
Lineage: Eukaryota; Metazoa; Chordata; Mammalia; Primates; Galagidae
Gene: SPATS1
Product: spermatogenesis associated serine rich 1
Exons: 7
Coding region: 1-888 (295 amino acids)
Source: RefSeq, a predicted model, not a curated record